AUGGUGCUGAUUACUGCGCUAGCCGCCACGUUUUCUGCUACUUUGGCAGCAGCAGCAACUAUUGAUAAAAGGAUAGUAGGCGGAGAAGUUGUCCCGGAGGGUGAAAUCAAAUGGAUUGUCAGUCUUCGCGAUGAGAACGGGACUCAUGUUUGCGGAGGCAGUCUGCUAGACAGCACAACGGUUCUCACAGCUGCCCAUUGCAUUGAGAGCAAAGAAACUAAAAUCGUUUCUGUGACGGCUGGAACAGUGUUAUCAACUCCCAUCGAGAAGAGCGACGCUAUUGAGUACGCCAGGCUUCCUCUGGUCGGUGGGGACGCCGUGGUCAAUACCACCGGGAUAUCGGCAGGCUGGGGCACGCAAACCCCUAUAGGGCUAAAUAAGGGUAAAGAUGGGAAACGGAAACCCGUCGUCGAAGUUGAAACACUCAGCAAGGUCGUUCUUGAUGUCCACGCACGUGAGGUCUGUGCCGCCAAGGGCAAGGACCAGCAUAUAACUGACAGAGAUACCUUUAUAUGCGCGGGUGGACAAGGCAAGAACUCAUGCAGGGGGGAUAGCGGUGGUCCUCUUUUCGUCCCGGAAACACAGGUGUUGCUUGGUAUCGUGUCCUGGAGCAUCAAGGACAGAAAGGCAAAUACUUUUUGCGGCGACAGUCCCACCGUAUUUACGAGAGUUGGCAGCUAUAUCGACUGGAUCAACGAGACCAGGAACAGGCUUGCUGCUAUGGAAUAA
This is a messenger RNA of Beauveria bassiana ARSEF 2860, 729 nucleotides long. Its product is annotated as Trypsin-related protease. The transcript is spliced from 3 exons. The coding region runs from base 1 to 729 and encodes 242 amino acids. Lineage: Eukaryota; Fungi; Ascomycota; Sordariomycetes; Hypocreales; Cordycipitaceae. The record is from RefSeq and is a predicted model, not a curated record. Gene Ontology annotation, molecular function: serine-type endopeptidase activity. Gene Ontology annotation, biological process: proteolysis.